AUGAAAGCUGGCCGCGCAUUUGGUUGCCUCUUCUGGGCGUUGCUCUAUUGUGUGCUAUAUUUAGAUUUGACCAAUGCCAGCGAGGAUGAGCUGCUGGACUUUGAUUUUGCCGACGCCAAAGAUACAGACUCGGCAUUUGAUGAUUGGCAGCUGGAGGAUGAGCGGCAGGUGCAGCAGUCGGAUAAGAAACUCGAGGAUAAUAUGCUGGACUUUAGUGUCGAUCUGGAUGAACCGGAGCCGGAGAAGCAACUGCCGCCCUUUGACUGGCGUGAGAAAGUGCUACGCACAGCCUUGGCCAAGGCUCUAACAGAUCGUGUGCUGCGCCAGAAAUUCGCCGAAGUGAUGCCCAUACUGCGUGUGCUUUCCUCUCAGCAGCGUCUAGCACUCUCAGCUCUGAUUUCCGCACAAAUGAAUGCCAAGCAGGGUCACGAGCUCAGACUGGAGCAGGUACGCAUGAUGUUUGGCGAUGACAAGAAACUGCUGCUGCCCAUUGUCUAUGACUUGGCCAAUCUUGUAAAGAGUUCCGCCCGCAAGUACAUUCAACUGGGCAGCGAUUUGGCAGCUGCUGCCUUGAGACACACUCCGCUGCAGAAGCGCAAGGAUGUGCUGACUGUGGAAGAGUCGGAACAGGAUGACAGCGUGGGCACAAUUGAUGUGAGCGCUAAGCCAGAGGAAGCUGCUGCUUCCCUAGAGGAUUUCUUUGAUGAAAUGCAAUCGGAGCUGCUGGAUCCACAGAUGAUCAAUGAGGCACUGCAGGCGGCCACACCCACAACAGUCACUCCCACUCCCAGUCCCAGUAGCAGCUCCAACUCCAGCUCCACCCAUGGCCAGCGAGUGCGUCGUUCAGCCAAUGAAUUUGUGCAUAAGCUGACGCGCUCUGUGCCCAUUUCCGUCACGGAACAACAGCUGUUGGGUGGUGCCGCCGGACGUACAAUUAAACUGAAUACAACGGCGUUUCAGCAGCCCAGUGGUGCAGUUACAGAACCCGCUAGCAGUCAGACAACCUCCGAAACAAUUCCCAGCUCUACUCUAUCCUAUGAGGAAAUCGAGGAUCUCGCCUUUGCCGGUCUUAAUGGCACAGAGCUUCCACUGAUCACCGCCGAUGAGCGCAAUUAUCAGGUGAACAAUGGCAACAGCAGUGCAGAGGAGCCACUGCCCAGUCCAGAGGAGCUGAUUGCCGGUCCACGUUACCGCCUCAACAGCAACAAGCGAUACGGUCAAAAGAUGCCUCCCAUCAAGCGAAAGCGUGUCCAGAGUUCGUUGCACAGUCGAGGCAGACCCAAGACCUCGGCCAGUUCCCACAAUCCUGUAGUGGUUUCGCAUAAGAAAUGCGAGCGGUUUACCAACAACAUGUGCAUUCGCACCGAUGAUUAUCCGCUGUAAGAUCCACUUAGUUAGUUAGCUGGCUUUUGGGUUGGCUCCACGGUUGCUCAGGGUUCCCCCCGGUUGUACCUUCUAGUUGAUUUACUCCUUAGUUUAGUUGUAAUCCUAGUGAGAUAUUAGUUUAAAUAAAAAUGUAAUUUACUUCA
Messenger RNA from Drosophila innubila, 1529 nucleotides. It is a transcript of the gene NT1, whose product is annotated as neurotrophin 1. NCBI's taxonomy places the organism in Eukaryota, Metazoa, Arthropoda, Insecta, Diptera, Drosophilidae. The transcript has 2 exons. The record is from RefSeq and is a predicted model, not a curated record. Bases 1 to 1383 code for a protein of 460 amino acids.